Aspergillus fumigatus Af293 is the source of this 360-nucleotide messenger RNA. RefSeq lists its product as uncharacterized. The coding region runs from base 1 to 360 and encodes 119 amino acids. Lineage: Eukaryota; Fungi; Ascomycota; Eurotiomycetes; Eurotiales; Aspergillaceae. The record is from RefSeq and is a predicted model, not a curated record. The transcript has 2 exons.
AUGCCGGAUAUGAAGUACGUAAGCUCCAGCGGUCGGGCCCAAAGUGAGAGCCAAGAAGGGAGCAAGAACAAAAAGCAAGGAUGCAGUUGCUCGCUGUUUCCCUCUGGGCCAGAUGUCAGCAACUAUUCCUCCUCCAACAGCGAUACCCACCGAGCAGAAAAAGCCACUGAAGAACUGACAAAUAAGAAGUAUUGCAAAACCUUUAGCAGCUGCUGCCCCCGCGGAAAACGCAAGCACGAAAGAAAUAGCCGGUAUGUAAACCCAUCGUCAACCGUAGUCUUCAGAAAUUGGCGCCAGCACAAGAGGCCCAGUGGCAAGCCCAAGCAUAACCGAUGCUCCGAAAGUGCUAUUGAUGCUUAG